Messenger RNA from Hymenoscyphus albidus, 2793 nucleotides. Lineage: Eukaryota; Fungi; Ascomycota; Leotiomycetes; Helotiales; Helotiaceae. The record is from the annotation of a GenBank genome assembly.
CAACAACCAGAACUCAUCGACAACCGCCAUCUCGACCGACAACCCCGCCCACGACGACUCUCGCCGACCACUACAGUACGACACCCGCGCCGCGCCCAUCACAAAUAGAGCUAUUGCAUGCCAUAUCCAGGAUUAAUUACGAUAUCACUGACUGAAUGACCCGAGACCGACCGCUCUCACCUCUCGAGCGACACUAACACGAACACACCAUCACAGCACAACAACACGCGCGUGGAGCUGGCGGAUUGGGAAUAUUCACACGACGCCAGUAGCACAACUCUUCGGGUCUUGAUUAGAGCGGGUGUACGCGAUCCGCGAAGAGGGGUCCGAUUGAUGAGAUAGUUCCUUCGCAGGCUGAGCACACUGUGAAUGUCCGAUUGCGCACAGCGAGGUUCCGGUUGCAAAUAUGUCGAUGGAUGAAAUCCCCUCCUCUCCUGCGCCCGAUCUCUCCUCGCCAGAAGUCGCACUAGCAUAUUACAAAUCUCAGUAUGAGCAACUGGAGCAUGAGCUCUCCGAAUUCCAGGCUUCCAGUCAGGAGCUAGAGUCAGAGCUCGAGAAGGAUGUGGAGGCGGCAGAGAAACGGGAGCGCACAUUGCAGGAAAAGGUAGAGGCGUUGGGCUUUGAAGUGGAUGAGUGGAAGGUAAGAAUCUGCGAUACUCGUCUUGAUCCAUCGUGGACUGACGAACCCCGCAGGCCAAGUAUAAACAGUCCAAGGCAGAAGCAAAUUCGGCGCAGAAUACGUUACAGAAGGAGAUUACCACAUUACGAGAUCUGAACCGGACUAUGCAACUGCGCCUUCGUGAUACCGAGGUAGCUAAUGAUGACUUUGAACGUCAAGCCCGCAAUACUUCCUCCUCUUUGGAGGAUCUCGAGUCGAAAUACAAUGUCGCCAUCGAAAGGGCGGUCAUGAUGGAGGAGGAAAUCAAGUUGGGGGAGAAGGAGCGCGAGGAUUUGCGAAUUGAGACUCAACGACUUCGCGACGAGCGAACGGAUAUGAAGAUCGAGAACGAGAUUCUACAGGACAAGUUGAAGAAGCGGCAACUUCCCUCGCUUUCCACCGAUAUCAACUCGCAAUAUUUUGACGGCGAUCAAUCGUUCAACUCGGGUGCAUCAUCGCCUUUGAUUAAUACUCCUCCAGACACCAAGUCAGUCUCUACCGUAGAUACUGUAUCCGAAACACCUACUCCACCAUCACCACCAGUCUCAGAAGCUUCUUUGACCGCCAAACCCGCUGUGAAGACUCCUAUGACCCAGCCAAAGAGCAAAUUAAAAUUGCCAACGGCCGAUUCGAGUACUACCCCCAAACCUGCUUCCAGAAUGGGAUCCCAAAGUUUCCGGACCUCGCGAGGACCAGUACCAGCUUCUACACCAACCGCACGAAGAAGGGAUGCUACUCCGUCCGUUAUUAGAAAUACCAGAGCCAAGGCGCCCGCGACACGUAGCAUGCCCAGUUCGGCAUCUCUUACCCAUAUUAGGUCUCUUACUGCCCAAAUGCAAAGACUGGAACAGCGCGUUCAUUCAGCAAGGUCGAAACUUCCAGCACCUAUCAAUGCGUCUCCUAAAGCCUCGCCUCGAAAUAGUUCUGCGCUAGGUCAUCAUCACAUGCCUUCAAGUGUUACAAUAAGGAGCAGAAAGCGGACUGGUGGUAGCACAGUUAGCCACGGCUCUGCAGCUGGCCUAGACGAUACACCUACAACAACGAAACAUGUUAGUAGAGUAUCAACAUCAGGCAUACACAGGCUUUCUUUCGGUCCCCUCCCUAAUAGGGAGGGGCGUGAUGGCUCGGAGAGCAGGCCGGGCAGUAGAGCCAGCGGGGCAAGUUACGUUCGUCCUGACCGACCUCUGAGUCGUUCAGAGAUAUCAAGGCCUGGGAGCAGGACUUCUAUGGGAGGAACCCGGACACCUCUGGGUCAUUACUCUACACAAAUUGCUGACCAGCGAAGGCCAAGAUCAAGUCUAGGAGGUAGUUAUACCUCUUCACAUGGACAUUCUCAAAGUGUACAUUCUCACAGCGUCUCUGGCAUCGACUUUGACGAGAGCCGAGAAAUGGAUUUCUCUGCUUCUACUGGGAGUCGAAGGAGUACCUAUAGUAAAGGAGACGAGGCACCUAGCGCGAUCCCGACACCUCGAAGGAAAAGCGGCGGCGUAGGUGUAAGGAGGAUGAGCAGUGGACCCGAUAAGGAUACUUCCAUGAAACCACCAUCACGACAGCGCAAACUCAGUGACCUGGGCGAGACCUACUGAUUACACGCCCGCCUUCCGAGUGCAGUGCUGCUCUCCCUGAAAUCCCUUGCCUUUUUCUCAUCUCUCUCCUCGCAUUGGAACAAAUACCCCCUGUAUAGGAAACGACUGUUAUGAAAUGGACCUUUUUUCUUUUUCUUUGUCUCAGAUUCUAUGGGUUUUUUGGGAAAUAUCAGGUGAAAUGGUAUGGGAAAGGGCGGUGGUGGAUCUUUUUAUUUUUUUUUUGCAUGCAUGCAUGGAUGGUGCUAUUGGUGGCGUUUCUUCCUUUUGUUUUUAUUUUGCCCCUCCUUCCCUUGCUUUCUUUUCUUAUGUCCUUUUCUCUGUUAAUUUGUUGAUGGAAGUGAUAGGAUUACUAUUACUUUUGGCUUGAAAUACGCUUGAUUGCAACCCCUUCCCCCUCGGGAAUUUUUUCCAUUUGUUUAUAGUUUUUUUUAUUAGAGGUAUGGAUGGAUGGCCUUGGAGAAUUUGGGCUUGUGUGUGGGUGAUGGAAUGAGAUGGGAGGAUGUAGAAUGAAUGAGUGGAUGGUGAAGUGUAAUGGAGAGGAAAGUAAGG